Molecule: messenger RNA, 1804 nt
Organism: Setaria italica (foxtail millet)
Lineage: Eukaryota; Viridiplantae; Streptophyta; Magnoliopsida; Poales; Poaceae
Product: queuine tRNA-ribosyltransferase accessory subunit 2
Exons: 10
Coding region: 355-1542 (395 amino acids)
Molecular function (GO): tRNA-guanosine(34) queuine transglycosylase activity
Source: RefSeq, a predicted model, not a curated record
CCCUAGUCCCUCUGUUGUACCCUGCACCGGAAGCCCACCCUAUCCUCCUCCCCUAGUCCCUCUGUUGUACCCCGCACCGGCGGCCGGCGCCUCCAACCAGCCGGCUCUCCCGCUGCCGCCGUGAAGCUCACACUCUCACACACCACCAUCGCCCCCACGCACCGCGGCUACACCCACCGCAGAUUCACCCCACGCUCCGCCCGCCCUUGUAUAUCCAGCCGGUUUCAAGCGAGCGCGCGCCCCGUGGCCCAGCACGCACGCUUGGUGCUCGACGGAUUGCCAGAACCCCACGUCACCUGGCGCUCCGCCCUCGCCUACGGCACAGAGCACGUCUUUGAAUCAGAUUCAAGGGGCAUGAGGUUUGUGGUGACGAAAGUGUGUGGUGGUGGAGGAAAAGCGCGGGCGGGUGUGCUCCACAUAGGUGGUGGCAUCGAGACGCCGGCGCUGCUGCUGUCCACGCGCAAAGGACUGCCGUCAUUCGUGUCCUGCGACCUCCUAGCCUCACUUCCCCUCCCGGACUCCCUCCUCCUCCAUGUCUGCCCAACCCACUUUAUAGAGGGCCCUCCAAUGAAGACAAUAUCAAACAUUGGCGGUUUGCACCGCAUGCUGGGUUUGCCUGAUCACAUUCUUGUAGCUGCGGCAGGUGAUUCUAUCGAGAGUCUGCCAUCAAGCGAAGCCACCAACAAAUUCGGUGCCUCCUUUGAUACACCUUCUGGCCGUAGACUGGUCAAACCAUCUGACUAUAUGGAGUUAGUUUCCUGCAUGAAGCCUAAUCUAUGGGCCAGUUUGGCGGAUGAGGUACCUGCUUGGGUGACUGAGAAACGGAACAAAACCUCUGUUGACAGGACAUUGCGGUGGCUUGAUGCAUGUAUUGCUUUGGAUGCGGCUGCUGGAGCAAAUAGUUUUGGUUUUAUUGUCGGAGGAUCUAGCAUAGAACAACGAAGGCUAUGCGCCACUGAAGUGGCAAAGCGGAAUGUUUCAGGCUUUUGGAUUGGUGGAUUUGGCCUUGGAGAUGAUAUUGAAGAGCGCUGCAGUUUACUCAAUGCAGUAACAGAUUGUUUGCCACCAGAAAAACCUCGGCUUGUGUCUAGGCUUGGUCUUCCAGAGGAGGUCUUGGAGGGUGUAGCUGCCGGUAUCGACCUUUUUGACUCCACGUAUAUUUACCAACUUACUAUGGGUGGUUUCGCACUGAUCUUCCCUGUUGACAUGGUUGGGAGAGAGAUGCAGAAUGGUCUGUUCAACAAUGAUGGUGGAGAUUCAACAAAGAUUAACCUGCGUGCAACUACAUAUCGGAAAGAUACGUCGCGGCUGGUUGAUAGCUGUAGCUGCUUCACGUGCCAGAAUCACACUCGUGCUUACCUGAAUCAUUUGCUCAAUGUCCAUGAGAUGCUGGCUCAGAUUCUUCUGGAGAUACACAAUACCCAUCAUUACCUUCGUUUUUUCCGUUCCAUACGGGAAGCAAUCAAUGUUGGAGAGUUUGAUGUAUUUCGGCAGCAGUUUGUUAAGAAGAGACGUGCCCAUAUCACCGCUGCUGUUCUGUAGGCGUGAUCAAGGGUUUAUCGGGCUGUGCUCACAAGACUGACCGAUCAUGUAAUCAGAUUUAUGUACACCUGAAUAUUUACUAGUCAACUCCAAUGUCAAUCGUCCUCAAAUCUGAAAAGAUUGUCUAGGAAUAAUUAAGAUUUCCCGGAGAACACGGAAGCAGAUGUUAAACAUAGAGUGUUCAAUGGCUGCUGAAUCAUCUCUUUUGGAUAAAUUUCCAGGAACCUUGAUUUGAAUUCAAUUGGCUUGUUGGGGCUGAAUA